UUAAGACUGCAUGUGAUGCACGAGAGAGAGAGAGAGAGAGAGAGAGAGAGAGAGAGAGAGCAAUCACAUUCACUGGGAGGAUUUUGGUGAUGCGCUGUUCAUUUCAGCACCACAAACCUCCAUCUGAGAGCAGAAAGAAGAUGCUUCUGAAGACGUGAGAGUUUUGGAGCUUGAUGUUGAAAGGCACUUCUCGUCUGGCGUUUUUGCAUUUCCUUAUAUCACCCGUCACAUGACAUGUACACCAGCCGUUUGUGCCCCAUGAGAAGUUCCUGUGGCCUAAAUGGUCAAGGUGCUCGACUUCAACUUUGAAAUGGGCAUGGAUGUUCCUGUCCACCUGCUGCUGCCCCGUUAGUCCUCAAUCCCAUCUCCUGGAAUUUUCGGACCUACCCUUUCUCACAUAACAACCCUGUGGAUAUGGAUCUUGUACGCUCAAGUCGGACUCAAUACCAGCUCCUCUUCUUCCUCUGCUACUGGUUACCGGUCUCCCUCCAGCGAGUGGAGACGCCACCCAUUGAGUAUGCCCACUCUAUCCGUCUGGAUGGCGACAUCAUCUUGGGUGGCCUGUUUCCGGUUCAUUCCCGGGGUGAGCGUGGCGUUCCCUGCGGGGAAUUAAAGAAGGAGAAGGGUAUUCACAGACUGGAGGCAAUGCUGUUUGCCAUCGACCUUAUCAACAAAGACCCAGAGCUGCUACCCAACGUGACACUGGGCGCCCGUAUCCUGGACACCUGCUCACGGGACACCUACGCGUUGGAGCAGUCACUUACCUUUGUGCAAGCUCUCAUUGAGCGCGAUGGCUCGGAUGUACGCUGUGCUAAUGGAGACCAGCCCAUAUUUGCCAAGCCAGACAAAAUCGUUGGAGUCAUUGGUGCAGCCGCCAGCUCUGUCUCCAUCAUGGUCGCCAACAUCUUGAGGCUUUUUAAGAUUCCUCAGAUCAGCUAUGCAUCCACAGCUCCGGAGCUGAGCGACAACACUCGCUAUGACUUUUUUUCCCGUGUUGUUCCACCGGAUUCCUACCAGGCGCAGGCCAUGCUGGAUAUUGUCACGGCGAUGGGCUGGAACUAUGUUUCCACACUGGCCUCGGAAGGGAACUACGGGGAAAGUGGCGUGGAAGCGUUCGUGCAGAUCUCUCGAGAGAUGGGUGGCGUGUGUAUCGCUCAGUCUCUGAAGAUCCCUCGGGAACCCAGGCCUGGGGAAUUCGACAAGAUAAUCCGCCGCCUCCUGGAGACCCCCAACGCCCGGGCCGUCAUCAUGUUCGCAAACGAGGAUGAUAUCAGACGAGUGCUGGAUUCUGCUAGGAGGAGCAACCAGACGGGUCACUUCCUGUGGGUGGGGUCUGACAGCUGGGGUGCCAAGAUCUCACCGGUGAUUCAGCAGGAGAGAGUGGCAGAAGGAGCCAUAACCAUCCUGCCCAAACGAGCCACGGUGGAGGCGUUCGAUCGCUACUUCCGUAGCCGCUCGCUCUCCAACAACAGAAGGAAUGUGUGGUUUGCGGAAUUCUGGGAGGAGAACUUUGGAUGCAAGCUGGGGAUGCAUGGAAAACGGCCAGGAAGCCUUAAAAAGUGCACCGGUCUGGAGAAGGUCGGCCGUGACUCCAGUUACGAGCAGGAAGGGAAGGUGCAGUUUGUGAUGGAUGCGGUUUAUGCAAUGGCACACGCGCUGCACCGCAUGCACAGGGAUUACUGCUUCGGAUACCCCGGCCUCUGCACCCGCAUGAGCAAUAUCAAUGGAAAGGAGCUCCUGGGAUACAUCCGGAGCGUUAAUUUCAAUGGAAGUGCAGGGACUCCGGUGGUCUUCAAUCAGAACGGAGAUGCGCCAGGACGAUACGACAUCUUCCAGUAUCAGAUCACUAACAAAUCGACAGCUGAGUACAAAGUGAUCGGCCAGUGGACAAACAAACUGCAUCUUAAUGUGGGUGCCAUGCACUGGCGGACAGGCGACCCCACACUUCCCGUCUCGGUGUGUAGUGUGCCUUGCCAAAUGGGUGAAAGGAAGAAGAUCGUGAAGGGUGUACCCUGCUGUUGGCACUGCGAGCGAUGUGAAGGCUACCACUUCCAGGCCAGCGAGUUCAGCUGCGAGCUUUGUCCGUAUGAGCAGCGUCCAGACCGCAAUCGCACCGGCUGCAUCCCCAUCCCGAUUAUCAAACUCGAGUGGCACUCGGCUUGGGCGGCCGUGCCAGUGUUUGUUGCAGUUCUUGGCAUCCUGGCUACAAGUUUUGUGGUGGUCACUUUCGUCCGUUACAAUGACACGCCCAUCGUCCGUGCAUCCGGACGAGAGAUGAGCUACGUGCUGCUGACGGGCAUUUUUUUGUGCUAUGCCAUCACCUUCUUGAUGAUCGCCACGCCGACUUUGGCUGUCUGCUCCUUCCGGCGUGUGUUCCUAGGUUUGGGCAUGUGCUUCAGCUACGCGGCUCUGUUAACCAAGACCAACCGCAUCCAUCGCAUCUUCGAACAAGGCAAGAAGUCGGUGGCCGCACCGCGCUUCAUCAGCCCCGCUUCCCAGCUGGUCAUCACCUUCAGCCUGAUCUCAGUGCAGCUGCUCGGCGUGUUCGUGUGGUUCGCCGUUGAUCCGCCUCACACGGUCGUGGACUACGGCGAGCAGCGCACGUCCGACCCAGUGAAGGCCCGCGGGGUUCUCAAGUGCGACAUCUCGGACCUGUCGCUCAUCUGUUCGCUGGGCUACAGCAUCCUCUUGAUGGUCACAUGCACUGUUUAUGCCAUCAAGACCCGCGGUGUGCCAGAGACCUUCAACGAGGCCAAGCCAAUUGGAUUUACUAUGUACACUACCUGCAUCAUUUGGUUAGCUUUUAUACCCAUCUUCUUUGGCACCGCACAAUCGGCAGAAAGGAUGUACAUCCAGACGACCACCCUCACCAUCUCCCUCAGCCUCAGCGCGUCUGUGUCUCUGGGAAUGCUCUACAUGCCCAAGGUCUAUAUCAUCAUCUUCCACCCGGAGCAGAACGUGCCCAAACGCAAGCGCAGCUUCAAAGCUAUCGUCACUGCCGCCACCAUGUCAGGAAAACUAGUGCAGAAGGGAAGCGACCGGCCCAACGGAGAAGUGAAGACCGAGCUUUGUGAGAGCAUGGAGACCAACACAGCAUCAUCCACCAAGACAACAUACGUCAGCUACAGCAAUCACGCCAUCUGAAGAGGGACCCUCUCUGUGGGCGGAGCUGAGGGCGGGGCCCUGUCUGAAGCAGGACGUCUGUCAUGUGACAUGCGCUGACAGGCAAAUGGACCAGAAACGGGCAUCUGAGCAUGAGAUUUUUAUACCGUUCUGCAUCAAUCUAAAACCCGCAGCAUCCUGGGAGACGAACAGACUUACGGGACCUUCCAGUGAGACUGCUAUCCUGCGUUCAAGAGCUACCGAUCCUGCCAUGAACACACGUGAACACGCACACACUCACAAAACUGAAGGUGCAGGCUUGCAGUCAUACGAAAAAAUAACUUUCCACAAAAAAUCGUGUAAGCAUUCUGCAGAUGGAAACAUUCACGGUAAACUUUGGAAAUGUGGAUGUAAAAAAAAGAGAAAAUAUAUGAAAACUACCAGAGUCAAACUAUGUUUGUUGUUAUUGUAUUUUUGUGGUUGUGCAGAUUUUUUCAUUCUUGUCCCACUUUGUCAGAAACCUGCAUUCUGAGAUGACGUGUCUUGUAUUGGCUGACUGAACCGUAACCGCGGGGUUGUGAAGCUGUAAAAUGCCAUGGUUGAAGCAUGCUAGUUUUUAUACCAAAAAAAAAAUGAAGAUUUAUUUAUAAUAAAGGAAUGUUUUGCAAAUGUG
This is a messenger RNA of Ctenopharyngodon idella (grass carp), 3775 nucleotides long. RefSeq names its product glutamate receptor, metabotropic 8a (gene grm8a). Gene Ontology annotation, biological process: G protein-coupled glutamate receptor signaling pathway; regulation of synaptic transmission, glutamatergic. Gene Ontology annotation, molecular function: group III metabotropic glutamate receptor activity. Gene Ontology annotation, cellular component: membrane. The record is from RefSeq and is a predicted model, not a curated record. The coding region runs from base 415 to 3144 and encodes 909 amino acids. NCBI's taxonomy places the organism in Eukaryota, Metazoa, Chordata, Actinopteri, Cypriniformes, Xenocyprididae. The transcript has 11 exons.